Messenger RNA from Lycium ferocissimum, 426 nucleotides. RefSeq lists its product as uncharacterized. The record is from RefSeq and is a predicted model, not a curated record. The coding region runs from base 1 to 426 and encodes 141 amino acids. The transcript is spliced from 2 exons. NCBI's taxonomy places the organism in Eukaryota, Viridiplantae, Streptophyta, Magnoliopsida, Solanales, Solanaceae.
AUGGAGGAUAAAGUUCAUCGUUUUGUGGCAGGUCUAGGGACACAUUUGAUUGACGAGUGUACAACCGCUGCAUUGCAGCCGGGAGCAGGUCAGAGUUCUAAAGCAUCAGGUUCUCAGUAUAGACCAGAGUCUGGUCAGAUGAGGCCCCUUUUACCAUGGUGUACCCAGUGUGGUAAGUUACACGCAAUUCAGUGUCGAUGGGGAUCGAAUGCUUAUUAUGCUUGUGGCCAGCCAGGGCAUGUGAUGCGGCAGUGUCUGAUGAGAGGUGGUGUAGGUAUUAUUCAUAUUACCGGGUUCGUAGUUGGUUCUUCUUCUGCAGUAUGCCCUUCUGGGCAAGGUUCUCAGACACUUGCAGGACGUGGUAGAGGGAGGAAUGAAGCAUCUAACUCGAGUGGGCCUCAGCACCACGUUUAUGCAUUGGGGUAA